Messenger RNA from Ceutorhynchus assimilis (cabbage seed weevil), 3138 nucleotides. The record is from the annotation of a GenBank genome assembly. NCBI's taxonomy places the organism in Eukaryota, Metazoa, Arthropoda, Insecta, Coleoptera, Curculionidae.
UCGAUUUGUAAUGUACGAUUUGAUCAAAUUUGGUGUGAUUUUUAUUAAAAGUGGGUUGUAAUUUAUGAAUUGUUCAUCGCGGAAGGGUGCAGUAAUCAUAGGAAGGAGUUAAAAUGACCUCCACCUUCAGCAAGCGCAGGGACCACAAGGAGUCCAUACGGUCCCCCUACAUUUUAGAGCGUAGGCGCAACUUAUUUCCUUCCACCACCACUUCCUCCAACGAAGAGUCGGAACUUGGCUACAUGUGUCGAUUAGAUAGCUCAGACAGCGACAAUGACGUGCCUAAGACACCUAAGAGAACUUCUCCUGAGAACAUAUCCUCUCUGACGCGUAGUCCAUGGUCUCAAUCCCUCAGUACUCCCAAUAAUGAUACUAGCAGUAAUGAUGUGAUGGAAAAGGAGCAAAGAAUAAUAAUGGAAGAGUCUAAAAAUCAGAAAAGAAAAGAGAAUUCGCCGGAGAAAUGCUCAAAAGUACGCACGGCUCUAUUUCCAGCUACUGAAAACGCACCUCUGUCAACAAAGUUAUUUUAUGGCAAUCAGAAACAACAAAACUAUGAUUAUAAAGACAGAAACUCCUGGCGAUCACGGAAAUUACCGGUUAUACCGAACAAAAUUAAUCGAAAGUAUCCUAAGAAGUUUGUUAAAGGGCAAAUUAAUAAUGGAGUAAGGCAUAAAAUUAGACGGCCAAAGCGGAAACCAGUGGACAAAAAGCUUCUAAAAAAUGGCGAGAUAUUGAAUGAAUACCUCAAAGAUUUGUCAGAAUUAAACAAUAAACCGAAAGCAGCAACCAUAAUUCAUGCAAGUAAAGACGCUGAACGUCAAAAACCUCCUCAGUUAGACGCAGUUACCGCAAAAAUAGUCCAUAAUAGCGAAAUAUCGAACACAUGCCUAGAAGAUUUGUCAGAACUGACCAAUAAAUCCAACAAAGGAACCGUUCAGUCGGGCACUAAAAUUGAAAAAUUUCCUCAAUUAAAUGCAACUGCAAAUGAGGUCAAUGAAGCUGAAAAAUCACCUUCAUUGGCUACCAACUACGAGUUUGAAGACGAAUUCGAACCACCCCAAGUAAACAUCGAAAAUAUCCUAUCGAUUUUAGCCGAUGAAAGCUCCACUAUUUCUGUAGGUUCAAUCCAUCGAGGGUCAACCAAUAUUCUAUCACCGAUUUCACAAAUGUGUGAUGUAACAUCUGGCUUGGCGCUAACCAGUCCCCAAAAACCGAAAAACUUGCGAAUGUCUUCAGGCACAUCAAAAAUGUUGUCUUUUUCCAAUGCAGAUAAAAUGGCAGAACAACAGCAAGAACGGAAAUUGUUUCCGGUGUUUCAAAAAGGUGCUACUGCUGGCCUACUAAAAAAAGAUGAUAAUGAGAGAGGGGAGAAGCGAAGCUGUGAUAGUGAUGUGUUAGAGAAACAUGCAAAGAGAUUUAAAGUCUUAGGUCCGGACCAAAUGCUCUUGGAUGCCGGUCAGAAACGUUUUGGACUUACCGAGUGUACUGAGUGCAACAUUUGCUAUCACCAGGGUGAUCCAAAUGACGAACUCCAGCACUCAAGCCACCACAACGCACUUCAAGUGCUUCGAUUUAGUGGUUGGAAAAAUGAACGUGUGGUAGCCGACCACCUAUCAGACGGCCGCAUCAUCCGAAUUUUACCCUCUGACUCCAAAGUCUGGCUGAAAAAGGUGGAAGACCUUAUGGUUCUUGUCAAUCGUGACCUUGGUUGUUACGGUGUAUUAAAUGACAUCAGCAAGUCUCAGGUGUAUAUGUACAUCAAAAAUCGCACCAUAGCAGGUUGCGUGGUUGCCAAGUCGCCCCAAGAACCUGGUCACCUUAUGUUGGGCGAUCACAUUGGUGUUUCUAUGUGUUCCAAAGAGCCCUAUCCAAUCAAAUGCGGCAUUUCGCACAUUUGGGUGCGGGCUUCUUUUAGGAAACAAGGUAUUGCCACUGCAAUGAUGGAUGCUGUCAAAUGCAGCUUUUUCACGGGUUACGUUCUAUCAAAUAAUGACAUAGCGCUGACGGCUCCCACCAUAGCCGGUGCAGCAUUUGCAGAAAAAUAUUUCAAAACUUCAAAUUAUUUGAUUUAUUUCAACUAACGCGCAUGGGUGUUCUUUUGCUCAUUGCGGUCGUGUAAGCAAGCGACAUCCAUUCAGUAUCAUCAUCUAUUUUACAUUAAAAAAUCAUCACACACACAACAGUUCAUAGUCAUUACCAUAGCUCAUAAAUGUUAAAAUCCUUAAGUAGGUAUAUACAUACUUUUAUACUAUCGCCCAGGAAAGAAUUGAUUUUAUAUCCUUAAAUUUUUGGAUAAGUUAUUGUUUCAAAUUAAAUUGUCUGACUUUGAAUCGGAUAAACCAUUCCAAAUGGGAAGGCAAUAAAAUAUUUAAUAAUUUACUUUUACAUUUGCGUUAAAAAUGUCUAAAAUGUUACUUUUGAAGUGAUUUUUGGAAUCUCAAUUUUUUCUGUGUUAAAGUUCUUAGAGGCUUCAGAGAAAUUUCAAGUCUACAAAGGAAAAUCACAUAUAAUCUCUCUGAGUUUACUCACACAAAAAUUCCUAGUGUGCCAUAUCAUGUUUCUUUUUUGAAAAAUUUGCCCAUUUCGCAAUUGCUAAGUAGCAACUGUCGAAUAGGACCAUUUUUCACAUAUUAUUAUGUUCUAUUAUUAUUUGACUCUUUAUAUUAUCACGUUGCACAAUUGCUAACUAGCAGCUGCUGAAUGGGGGGCAUUCCUCACAUAUUUUCUGUUAUAUAUUAUUUUACUUUCAAGAAUGUUCUAUUGUAUUAUAUCAUGUGGGCGUGGGGUAGUUGCUAAGUAGCAACUUCCAAUUAUUUUUCACAUGCUCCAUUAUUUAUUAUUUUACUUGUAAGAAUUUUUUCCUCUCUAUUUUAUCAGAUUGCGGAGUUGCUGACUAGCAACUACCAACUGGGACCAUUUUUUACAUAAUAUUCCCUUAUUUAUUAUUUUACUUGUAAAAAGUUUUCGUUUUAUUUUAUCACAUUGCUUAGAUUGAGAAUUUUCCUAUGACUUUUUAAAUUUCUAUUAGACUUAUCAUAUUUUUUAUCCUAUAUUUACUGAAAGUACAACGUAUGGGCAUGUUUUUUAGAAUACUUUUUACUUCUGUGUAAAUAAAGCCAUUUAUUUUAUACAUUUUAA